AUGAAAAUUGCUGGAAGCUUUCCAUUCAAUGCAUUUCUAUCAGCUUUUUUUUGUAGCAUUGGAACAGCAGUAUUAGCAGCGUGCUUGUGCUUGAGGAUGCAAUUAGAGAAUAAAAGCUCAGGGAAAACUGAAGAAAAAGUUUAUGUGGAGUAUAUGCUCUAUUGCCUUAUAUUAUAUUUGGUCUCAUUUUUAUUUAUUUAG
Messenger RNA from Blepharisma stoltei, 201 nucleotides. Lineage: Eukaryota; Ciliophora; Heterotrichea; Heterotrichida; Blepharismidae. The record is from the annotation of a GenBank genome assembly.